Molecule: messenger RNA, 934 nt
Organism: Saccoglossus kowalevskii
Lineage: Eukaryota; Metazoa; Hemichordata; Enteropneusta; Harrimaniidae
Source: RefSeq, a predicted model, not a curated record
AACCAUACAGAGAGCGUUCACCAUAACUACUCGUUUUGUGUCACAUUUAAACGUUUUUUCCUUUCGAGUGAAUUAUGCAGUCAUUAUUACUGGUCGCUGCUGUUUUGACAGCAUUAAUUGGUUUCUCUCAUGGACAAACAGAAGUAGCAAGUUGCCCGACUUCGAUGAUGGAUUUUAUGACGUGGAUGGGUUCGGUUAUCCAGUACUGUAACGGAGAAUAUCUCAUCGCAUUGCGGGAAAGCAAAGAAAAUUGCGAGGAAAAAGUAGGUACACUGGGACCUUGCCUAAUGACAGAAAAGGAUAAAUGCAUUGCUGGUUUAGAUGACGGAGAUAUGGUGAAAACCACCAUUGAAGCCUCAUUAGGUGCUCUUAUUAUAGCUGCCCCAGGUUACCAACAAGUGUUUUGCUCUGGAGUCACAGUAGAUUUAAACCCCACUACCUCCGUCGGAGGAUGUGAAGAUGGAAUGACAGCCGCCAGUCAGGCAUGCCAUGCUCCCUUCAUGGAAAUAUUUAACGAAGAUAGAGUAGAUUUGAGACUGUGCGAGGCUUAUAAAACGAUGGCGGCAUGUGAAACAGACAAAGUCAAGGAGCUGUGUCCCAAUGCAGAUAGCAUGGAGAUAACAAUAGACGAACAAACCAGGGCAAUGUAUAAUUUCUAUUGCGUGGAAACCGCCACGCCUGCCCCACCCGCACCUGCUACAACUAAACAAAUGUCGAAACCAGCCACAACAGCUGCUGCUGCUGAUAACGUGGACGAUGACGUAGAUUCAGGAAAAUCAGUCGUAGUUUCAAUUGUUACCAUUGUAUCAACUACUUAUUUGUCUAUAUUUACAGCACUGUAACAACCUCACCCAUUCUCUUGAACUUCGACCUUGUAAGGUGAUUAGGCUGUCACUCUUUUACGAACCAAGAUAUUAAAAUUUAAAUCUCUUGA